Molecule: messenger RNA, 606 nt
Organism: Puccinia graminis f. sp. tritici CRL 75-36-700-3
Lineage: Eukaryota; Fungi; Basidiomycota; Pucciniomycetes; Pucciniales; Pucciniaceae
Exons: 3
Coding region: 1-606 (201 amino acids)
Source: RefSeq, a predicted model, not a curated record
AUGGAACCCUCUCAUGGGAUAAGUCAGUUGACUGGGAAAAAUAAAGUGGCGGAAAGCGGCGCGUCUGAUUGGCAAGAAGAGUAUCCAUCCUGGGUGGCUUCAAGCUCACAUCGUCCCUCCGAACCGGCGAUUCCCCCGUACUCGACUCAUCAGGGUCAGCCCUAUCAGACGGAAGAAUCGGGCUGGGGCUCGUAUGACCUAGAUACACCAGAGCAAAGGCGUGCUCGACAGCGUCCGGACGAGGAUUACUCGGACACCGAAAGCUCUCCUCGUCGAAGCUACGAGUCGGUCUACCCGGGAGAGGGAGUAGUCGGAGAGAGAGAUUUGACAAGCCUACAUUACUGGACCUCACCCUGUGAUCAUUGUGGGGCAGCCCUUGGUGCCUCAAACCGAGGGCCAUCUUCACUUCCAAAGCAACUCCUCUGCGAACACGUUUUUCAUGAAGAUUGUGUUGCCAAAAAUCCUAUGACCGACGAGGAGAUUUGUCCCAAGUGCUGCACUUCAUCCCACUCUUUCGAUCAAUCCUUAGCUCCUAAACACCCGAAAGAACUCUCCGACAUUCUUGAAGAAUUCCAGCCGAUCCUGGAAGUGGCCAAGCACUCAUAA